UUUUCGUUCAUUUCAAUUUCGUCCGUCAAUGGAGAAGGUCUGUUUCUGUGCUUUCGGAAUUUCUUCCGUGUAAAAUUUAACAAGAUGGCCAUUAGCUGGCUGUACUCCAGAUAAAUCUUUUCACAUCCAUAUCAAAACGAUGAACAAUUUUGGGAAUAAGAACGAAAGGUGAAUUGAUACAAAAUGUAUUUAUACAAUUUGACCUUACAAAAAAGCACUGGCAUUACACAUGCCGUGCAUGGAAACUUCUCUGGUGGAAAGCAGCAGGAGGUAAUACUUUCACGUGGCAAAUCACUUGAGUUAGUACGUCCAGAUUCAAAUACGGGCAAAGUGCACACUGUUUUGUCCGUGGAGGUCUUUGGGUGCAUACGUGCUUUGAUGUCUUUCAGACUGACUGGUGGCACUAAGGAUUAUAUAGUCGUUGGCUCUGAUUCUGGUCGUAUUGUGAUUCUUGAGUACAAUCCAACCAAAAAUUCUCUUGAAAAAGUCCAUCAAGAAACAUUUGGCAAAUCAGGCUGUCGACGAAUUGUACCAGGCCAAUAUUUUGCCAUCGAUCCUAAAGGCCGUGCAGUAAUGAUUGGUGCUGUUGAGAAACAAAAGUUGGCUUACAUACUUAAUCGUGACACACAGGCGCGUCUCACAAUAUCUUCUCCUUUAGAAGCACAUAAAUCCAAUACGCUCACUUAUCAUAUGGUUGGAGUUGAUGUCGGUUUUGAUAACCCAUUAUUCGCAUGUUUGGAAAUCGAUUACGAAGAAGCAGAUAAUGAUCCAACAGGCGAAGCUGCACAACGCACGCAACAAACAUUGACAUUCUAUGAACUAGAUCUCGGUCUCAAUCACGUGGUGCGCAAGUAUUCGGAACCACUUGAGGAACAUGCAAACUUUUUGAUUUCUGUACCUGGAGGCAAUGAUGGUCCCUCUGGUGUUUUGAUUUGCUCAGAAAAUUAUCUUACAUAUAAAAAUUUGGGUGAUCAGCAUGAUAUUCGUUGUCCCAUACCACGUCGUCGUAACGAUUUGGAUGAUCCUGAUCGUGGCAUGAUAUUCAUUUGUUCGGCCACACAUCGCACAAAGAGCAUGUAUUUCUUCUUGGUACAGACCGAACAGGGUGACAUAUUUAAAGUUACGCUUGAGACAGAUGACGAUGUUGUAUCUGAGAUCAAACUCAAAUAUUUUGAUACGGUACCACCCGCUAUUUCAAUGUGUGUUUUGAAGACGGGUUUCCUCUUUGUAGCAUGUGAAUUUGGCAACCAUUAUCUCUAUCAAAUUGCGCAUCUCGGCGAUGAUGACGACGAGCCAGAAUUCAGCUCGGCUAUGCCACUCGAAGAAGGCGAAACUUUCUUUUUUGCCCCACGACCCCUUAAAAAUCUCGUUAUGGUCGAUGAAAUGCCUUCUUUUGCUCCUAUAAUUUCAUCGCAAGUUGCCGAUUUGGCCAACGAGGAUACGCCACAACUUUAUGUGCUAUGCGGCAGAGGUCCACGCUCAUCGUUGCGUGUCUUGCGACAUGGCUUAGAAGUUAGUGAAAUGGCUGUAUCGGAAUUGCCGGGCAAUCCUAACGCUGUAUGGACUGUUAAGAAACGUAUUGACGACGAAUUUGACGCUUAUAUCAUAGUCUCAUUUGUGAAUGCUACAUUGGUUUUGAGCAUUGGGGAGACCGUGGAGGAAGUAACAGAUAGCGGUUUCCUUGGUACCACUCCAACUUUGAGCUGUUCCUCUUUGGGUGAUGAUGCGUUGGUUCAAGUAUAUCCCGAUGGUAUUCGUCAUAUACGCUCCGAUAAGCGUGUGAAUGAAUGGAAAGCCCCUGGCAAGAAAUCAAUUACAAAAUGUGCGGUAAAUCAGCGCCAAGUAGUGAUCACGCUUUCGGGAAGAGAACUCGUUUACUUCGAAAUGGAUGCGACUGGUGAACUCAACGAAUAUACUGAGCGAUCAGAAAUGCCCAACGAAAUCAUGUGCAUGGCACUCGGACAAGUGCCAGAGGGCGAGCAGCGGUCAUGGUUUUUGGCUGUUGGUUUGGCUGACAACACUGUACGCAUUAUCUCGCUGGAUCCAAAUGAUUGUCUUUCACCCUGUUCAAUGCAAGCUUUGCCAUCACCUGCCGAAUCGCUUUGCAUUGUCGAAAUGGGACACACGGAGAGCACAACGAGUGCCGCAAAUGAGGAGCCAGGCGAACGCAAUACCAAUACCUCAACAAAGGGUACAAUUUAUCUUAAUAUUGGUCUUAGCAAUGGUGUGCUGUUGCGUACUGUCUUAGAUCCAGUAUCUGGCGACUUGGUCGAUUCCCGUACACGUUAUCUUGGCUCACGUCCCGUGAAGCUCUUUCGCAUACGUAUGCAAGGCUCUGAAGCCGUACUUGCAAUGUCUAGUCGCACUUGGCUUUCAUACUAUCAUCAGAAUCGUUUCCAUCUAACACCCUUAUCAUAUGAAACGCUGGAAUACGCUUCGGGAUUCUCUAGUGAACAGUGUAGUGAAGGUAUCGUCGCCAUCUCAACGAAUACGUUGCGUAUUUUGGCCUUGGAAAAAUUGGGUGCAGUAUUUAACCAGGUUUCUUUCCCUCUCGAAUACACGCCACGCGCUUUUGCUAUUCACCCAGAUACCGGACGCAUGAUUAUUGCUGAGACUGAUCACAAUGCUUACACAGAUGAGACAAAGAAUGCACGUAAACAGCAAAUGGCAGAAGAAAUGCGCAUGGCCGCCGGUGAUGAGGAACGCGAGUUGGCCAACGAGAUGGCAAAUGCAUUUAUUAGCGAAGUUUUGCCUGAGGAAACUUUUUCGUCACCCAAGGCGGGUCUGGGUUUGUGGGCCUCGCAAAUACGUGGUUUGGAUCCUAUUCAUGGUCAAACGUUAUUCAAAAUCCCACUUGUCCAAAAUGAAUCAAUCAUGUCCAUGUGCGUUCUCAAGUUUAAUAUCGCCGCCGAUGGUCGCUAUUAUUUGGUAGUUGGUGUGGCGAAAGAAUUGCAGUUGAAUCCACGCAUAACAAACGGUGGUUGCAUUGACGUUUACAAGAUCGAUCCUACCUGCUCUAAUUUAGAGUUUAUGCAUCGCACUGAAAUCGAAGAAAUACCUGGAGCUUUGGCAGGUUUUCAAGGUCGAUUAUUGGCUGGCUGUGGUCGUAUUUUGCGUAUCUACGAUUUGGGAAAGAAGAAGAUGCUGCGAAAAUGUGAGAAUAAACACAUUCCAUACCAGAUUGUUAAUAUACAAGCUAUGGGACAUCGUGUUUAUGUGUCCGAUGUGCAGGAAUCUGUAUUCUUUGUACGUUAUAAACGCGCUGAAAAUCAGCUUAUAAUAUUCGCUGACGAUACACAUCCACGCUGGGUGACCGCCACCACAUUGCUGGACUACGAUACCAUUGCAAUCGCUGAUAAAUUCGGCAACAUGAGUAUACAGCGGCUACCACACUCUGUGACUGAUGACGUAGACGAAGAUCCAACCGGCACUAAAUCGCUGUGGGACCGUGGAUUACUCUCGGGUGCCUCACAAAAGUCUGAGAACAUUUCCUCAUUCCAUGUGGGUGAAGUCAUUAUGUCACUGCAGAAGGCAACUUUAAUACCUGGUGGCUCCGAAGCAUUAAUUUAUGCGACUCUCAGCGGAACUGUGGGUGCUUUUGUGCCUUUUACUAGUCGCGAAGACUUCGACUUCUUUCAACAUUUGGAGAUGCAUAUGCGCAAUGAAAAUCCGCCAUUAUGUGGGCGCGAUCAUUUAAGCUACCGAAGUUCAUACUAUACUGUAAAAAAUGUGCUGGAUGGCGAUUUGUGCGAGCAGUACUUGUCCAUUGAUCCGGCUAAGCAGAAAACCAUCGCAAGCGAUAUGUUCCGCACGCCCAAUCAGAUAUGCAAAAAGCUGGAAGAUAUACGCACGCGCUACGCUUUCUAAGGUGUUUGAUGGUGAGCGCUGCUGACUUGUAAAUCCAGAAGCCUAUCAUUAAUAAUUUAGUUAGCGUUAAGUGUAUACCCUAUGGAAGAUCAUCCCUCAUGCAUACUUUAAUUGGCGUUUAUUAGUUUAAUUGGCUCUAAUUUAAUUUAUAAAUUUAAGGAAGCAGUUGAGUUCGUUAAAAGAUCUCAACAGCAAUUGUAUAUUUUUAUUGAAAAAAACAACCACUCAUGACUGCCCAUUUCAAGAUAAAUAUUUCAAACCGUAUGGUUAUUAGAUAUUAAUUAAGCUACUUUCUAUAACUAUUGUAGUUACGCAUUUAGAUUUACUUCGAUUAGUCAGCAUUUGUAGUAUUGAAGUGACUGAACAAACCUAAAAUUAAUUAUUAAAGGUAAAUAAAUAAAAAGAUAAAACU
This is a messenger RNA of Rhagoletis pomonella (apple maggot), 4279 nucleotides long. It is a transcript of the gene Sf3b3, whose product is annotated as splicing factor 3B subunit 3. Lineage: Eukaryota; Metazoa; Arthropoda; Insecta; Diptera; Tephritidae. Gene Ontology annotation, cellular component: nucleus; U2 snRNP. The coding region runs from base 184 to 3867 and encodes 1227 amino acids. Gene Ontology annotation, molecular function: U2 snRNA binding; protein binding. The record is from RefSeq and is a predicted model, not a curated record. The transcript is spliced from 11 exons. Gene Ontology annotation, biological process: mRNA splicing, via spliceosome.